UUAGAGUUCAAAUUCUUGUGCUAUCAAAGUACCAGUUUCACAUAGCUAUAGGUUUUUCCAUGUACUCCAUGAAAUAAUCAGUAGGGAAUCCUCGAUGGCACGGUUUGUAGACUGCGAACAGUUUUUUGUGUUACAACGACGUUUUGUGCUGAAAAUGAAGGCAGUGUUGGUAUAAUUAUGUGGAUAGUUAGCAAGAUUUGUUCUGUGUAGUGAGUGCUGGGUUAUGUGCGUGUGUCUUUGGAUUUUCGCGUGUGUUAGAAGACUUGAGUUCCAUGCGAUCGGCUAGAUCACCCUUAAAGAUCGAGAGGCGCACGCGCAGUCUGGGUGAUGUUGCGUCAACAUGUCCCGUUGGUUGUGGCUGCUGCUGCUGGAGCUUGUCGCCGCUUUGUCGCCGGUCGUUAAGAUUGGGGCGAUUUUCACGGAAGAAGCGCGCGGGGGCAGCGCGGAGCUUGCCUUCAAAUACGCGGUGUAUCGGAUCAACAAGGAAAGAAGUCUCCUGCCCAAUAGUACCCUGGUGUAUGAUAUACAGUACACACCGGCGAGAGACUCGUUUAGGACUUAUAAGAAAGCCUGCACCCAGAUUAAGUCGGGAGCCGUGGCCGUGUUCAGCAGCUGCGGGCCGCUGCCGGGCGCGGCCCUCGGCGCGGUGUGCCGCUCCAUGCACGUGCCGCAUCUGGUCGCAGCGCCAGGCACCCACGACCUGGCUGACGACCACUCAGACUUCACUAUAAACCUCCACCCGCCUCGGGAGGUGAUGGACCGAGCCUUCCUGGACCUGACUGCGUACCUCAACUGGACUAGGAUGGGGAUCAUCUACGAGGACUAUGGAUACGGCCAACUAAACGUGUUAAACAUAGCCAAAGAUGGCCGCGACAUGUAUGCUGUAGGAUGCAACACGCCAGACGAGUAUCGUCGUGCACUCGCGCAGUUGAAGGCGCAGAACAUAGCACGGGUCAUUGUUGAUACUGACCCGAGUCGAAUACAACACGGCGGACGAGAGUAUCGUCGUUCGCUCGCGCAUUUGAAAGCGCAGAACAUAGCACGGGUCAUUGUUGAUACAGACCCGAGGCGGGUCCGGCAGCUGGCCAGAGCUAUUUUACAGCUGCAAAUGAAUAACGAGGAAUACCAUUACAUCUUCACAUCUUUUGACAUGGAACUAUUCGACCUGGAGGAUUUUUACUACAACCGAGUGAACAUCAGCGGCUGGCGACUGGUGGACCGGGAUUCGGACAAAGUUAAAGAAGCUCUCCAGGUCAUGGAGAAGUUCCAUCCCAUUGGAGCGUCUAUACUGAGUGGGGGGCAUAUUAAGACUGAACCAGCUCUGCUCUACGACGCUGUGCAAGUUCUAGCACUGGCACUGUCGAGCACUGAGAAGAUUCACACCACGAAUGUGAGCUGUGACAAGGAAAUACCUUGGAGUAAUGGGAAGGCUUUACUGGAGAACAUUAAUACGAUAAAAGCCCACGGCCUAACAGGCCCGAUAGAGUUCAAGAACGGCUCCCGGAGUAAGUUUAACCUCCAGCUGAUGAGGCUGGCAGGGGGGGAGGAUGGGGGGGCGGUCCUGGCUGGUCACUGGGACCCGGUUGAGGGACUGACAAUCACCGACCCUGCUGCGUAUAGGAGGGACCCUCCGCCUAAUGUGACGCUGACUGUGGUAACCGUAGAGGAAAAGCCCUACGUAAUGGUCAAAGAAGGCUGGAACCUCCAAGGCAACGCCCGGUUCGAGGGCUUCUGUAUAGACCUGCUUGCCCGGGUGGCGGCGAGGGCCGGGUUCCAUUACCGGCUGCGGCUCGUCCCGGAUAACAUGUACGGGGCCCGGGAUCCGGAUACGGGACAGUGGAACGGGAUUGUGAGGGAGCUGAUGGAUAGGAAAGCAGACAUUGCUGUGGCAUCCAUGACAAUCAAUUACGCCAGGGAAGCCGUCAUUGACUUCACCAAGCCUUUCAUGAACCUCGGCAUCGGGAUUCUGUUCAAGGUCCCGACCUCCCAGCCCACCAGACUGUUCAGCUUCCUCAACCCGCUGGCGAUAGAGAUCUGGCUGUACGUCCUCGCUGCUUAUGUCCUGGUGUCGUUCACUCUGUUCGUGAUGGCCAGGUUCUCACCAUACGAGUGGUCAACCAGCACCCACGUCUGCGGGCACGAGACGAAGCUCCUGACGAACCAGUUCAGCGUUUGCAACUCCUUCUGGUUCAUCACGGGCACCUUCUUGAGGCAGGGGUCUGGUUUGAACCCUAAGGCAACCUCAACCAGAAUAGUGGGCGGGAUCUGGUGGUUCUUCACCCUCAUCAUCCUGUCCUCCUACACGGCGAACCUCGCAGCCUUCCUGACUGUGGAGAGGACAGUCCUCCCCAUACAGAGUGCCGCGGACUUGGCCGCCCAGACCAGUAUACAGUACGGCACUCUGAAUGGAGGGUCGACGAUGACGUUUUUUCGGGACUCCAACAUCGAUAUCUAUCAGAAGAUGUGGCAGCACAUGUCCACAGCAUCUCCUCCGGCUCUGGUCUCGUCAUACGAGGAGGGGGUGAGGAGAGUGUUGGGAGGGAACUACGCGUUUCUCAUGGAGUCGACGAUGCUGGACCAUAGAGUCCAGAGGGACUGUAAUCUGACGCAGAUCGGGGGACUGCUGGACUCUAAGGGCUACGGCAUAGCGACAUGGAAAGGCAGUCCGUGGCGCGACAAAAUCUCCCUGGCCAUCCUGGAACUCCAGGAGAAGGGAGUCAUCCAGAUCCUGUACGACAAGUGGUGGAAGAACACGGGAGACGUCUGCAAUAGGGAUGGAAAGGACAGCAAGGCGAAUCCUUUGGGUGUGCAGAAUAUAGGUGGCGUAUUUGUCACACUUCUGUGUGGACUAGCACUGGCCAUAAUGGUGGCCAUUUUAGAGUUCUGUUGGAACACGAAGAAGAACGCUUCGCAGGGGAGACAGUCUCUGUGCAGUGAGAUGGGACAGGAGCUGAGGACGGCCAUGCGAGGCGGUUCGUCCAGCAGAACAGUCCUCAGACCUGGAUGCUCGAGGUGUUCCCCAGCCACACACGUGCCUCCAGCGCCCAACCGAUAUGAGGUGACAUGGAGUCCCGAUCAUUACUGCCGAACGGAAAGGGUAGAAUCUGAUUUUGGAGUUUUGGAAGAGAUCCAAGACGCGCCGAGCAACACGGUGGAACUAAAGGAGCUGCGGUGGUCGUAGCGGAAC
Molecule: messenger RNA, 3187 nt
Organism: Ostrinia furnacalis (Asian corn borer)
Lineage: Eukaryota; Metazoa; Arthropoda; Insecta; Lepidoptera; Crambidae
Product: glutamate receptor ionotropic, kainate 2
Exons: 22
Coding region: 341-3181 (946 amino acids)
Biological process (GO): monoatomic ion transport
Cellular component (GO): membrane
Molecular function (GO): ligand-gated monoatomic ion channel activity; signaling receptor activity
Source: RefSeq, a predicted model, not a curated record